ACGACACGCAACUUCGGGAUUAUUUCGUGGUCGAACUUCGUCGCGGUAACAAUGAGUGUCUACGGAUCGUUGACAAUAUUUUUCAUGGCGAGUUGUUUGGCUAUCGCUUUGCCUGUUCCAGAAAUACCCUCGUUUUUGAAGAUCUGUCACCGAAGCGACCCAAAUCUGAACGACUGUAUAAAGGAAUCCAUCAAAUCAGUGAAACCGUAUUUGAAAAAUGGAAUUAAGGCUCUCAGGAUCCCAGCCUGCGAGCCGCUUCGAUUGGAAGAAAUCGAGAUCAAUCAGUCCUCCGGUCCGAUCUACAUCCACGCAAAAUACAACAAUAUCUCCAUCUUCGGUGUAACUAACGUCGUUCCAAAGGCUAUCAAGCUCGACCUAGACAAGGACCGCAUGAGGCUGAAAUUCUACGUCCCAUGGUUGGAGAUGAUCGCGAAUUACCAUCUGAAGGGCAAGAUAAUGAUGCUGCCCAUCGCCGGGAGCGGCACGGGACGCGGAAAUUUCACGGACAUCGAAAUAGUCAGCACUUUGCAACUGGAACGUUACCAGAACCAGGAAACCGGGAAAAUUCAUCAGCGAGUGAGCGACAUUUACCUAGACUUUGAGAUAGGCCACGCCACCUUGGAACUGGACAAUCUGUUCGACGGCGACGACAUGCUCUCCGCGGCUAUGAAUCUUUUUCUAAACGACAACUGGAGGACCAUCGUCGCGGAGAUUAGGCCUGCCCUCGAAAAGACCAUCGGCGACCUUAUCAAAGACUUCAUCGACAAGAUUUUCUCCGCGUUUCCGGAAGACAUGUUGCUGCCACCCUGAAACGACAUUCCUUUUUUAAAACUCUCGCUUUAAUGUAAUUUAUUUAUCAGUUUCACCACAUACAUGUAACUUAUUAAGAAGAUAAUUUUUUAUAAUACUUUACUAACCGAGGAGGACCCAAAGUA
This is a messenger RNA of Colletes gigas, 935 nucleotides long. Its product is annotated as protein takeout-like. The transcript is spliced from 3 exons. Lineage: Eukaryota; Metazoa; Arthropoda; Insecta; Hymenoptera; Colletidae. The record is from RefSeq and is a predicted model, not a curated record. The coding region runs from base 52 to 810 and encodes 252 amino acids.